CCUCGUGAAGUGUGUUUGUGUCGGGACAUUCCUCGUUCUACGUCUCGAUCCGUUACGUUUUACAAAGUGCUCCGGACGAGAUCGCAUAUUCCAGUUGCCUCCGCCGCCGUUUCGAACUCUGCGAACAUUUCGAUCGCUUCCUCGAUCUAGAACCGCGCGACUAUCGCCCGCCGGAGGAUCCAGGAACGGUUGCUCGCACGCGUGUGUUGAAACGGUCGUUGCUCGAAAAAGCGUGUCCAGUUGCGUACCGUCGCGGCUCGCUUAAAGGAGGAAGAGGUGUGCAGCAGGUCGCGCGUCGAGACGAAGCGCACAGUGUGCCGCUGGUGUACGCGCGCCGCUUGCAACGUGGCGUUUUGAAAUCGCGCGCAAAAGGCGGUGCGCGAAGCGGCGCGCGCGCGGCCCCCGCGAUCCGGCGCCGAUGGGAAUCGGCGCGCGAGGCCCGCGGUUCUCAGUGCACGCGCGUCCCCGUUGAGCAACCGCCGCGCCGCCGUCGAUCGUCCUCGGCGAUCCAUCGACGAAUCAACGGAAGAUAAUGGGAUAUCCGUUCCAGCGGGCGGAUCGCGAUGUCGGCGUAGCCGGACGGUCGUCCAGGUAGAAUCGGCGGGUACCCCGACCUGCUCGUGAGCCGGAUCAGGAAACCCAUGAGGUUGCCCGAAGAGUCGGCGAGUGUUGUUCGCGGCGAACACGGGAAGAGGUCCUUCGCGAGUGACAGUGCUGGUUGCUUCGGUCCAACCGUCGUCGAACGAUGAUGCGCCGCGCGACGGUGACGUCGACGGUCCCGCGCGAGUAGCGAUCGACCGACCGAUCGAUCUCGCGACCUGACGGAUAUACACGCGUCACCGGCCUCGCGCGACGUCGCACGUACUCGGUGAAAGUCGCCAGCGCGUACGCCGCUCCGUGGAAUCGCACCUGAACGCGGACGGACACGACCGGCGGCGGACAACGACGGGUCUCGCCGUCGUCCCGACGACGCACCGGUAACGAUCCACGAUCGAAUGGAUAGGAUACGGAUAAACCGACCGCCGGGGACGGCGAUCGUCGCCGUUUUAUUGCUGAUCCUCAGUCCCGCGGCGGCGCAGGGUCGCGUGGAGGAGACGCAGAUGGACACGCACGAGGGGUCCACGGUGCAGCUGCAGUGCCGCUUCUCCCCGCCCCGGGAGAACGUGACGUGCUUCUGGCUGACGCACACGAACGACAACCACGACAACGCGGCGGUGGACAACCGCGAGCUGUCGCCGCAGUACAAGGUCUUCAUGAACCUCGAGGAGGGCCGGUAUGAUCUUCAGAUCAGGAACGUGUCCUACGAGCGGGACAACGGCAAGUACGAGUGCCGCGUGAAGGCGAACGGCGCCGGCAUCGACCUGCACCGGAAGUUCAUCACGCUGACGGUGCUGCGAGCGCCGGGACCGCCGACGAUCUCGCCGGCCUCGGCAUCGGCGACCGAGGGCGAGAAGCUCGAGCUACAGUGCAACACGAACGGCGGCAGCCCCGAGCCGGAGGUCAGGUGGUACCGCGGCAACGAGACGGCGGUGCUGCACUCCGGCAAGACGCUGCUGGUGGAGCCGAAGAAGGAGGACGACAGGGCGACGUUCCGCUGCGUGGUGAGGAACAGAGCGAUGCGGGACGGCGAGACGCUGAACGCGACCGUCACCCUCGACGUCAACUACUUCCCGCGGGUGACCGUCGGCCCGGAGAACCCCCUGAAGGUGGAGGUGAACGGCACCGCGAACCUGGAGUGCCGGGUGGACUCGAAGCCGGUGGUGGAGAUGGUGCGCUGGUGGCGCGACGGCAGCUUCGUCGCCACCAGCUUCCAGCACACCAUCAAGCGGGUGACGGUGCAGGACUCCGGCAAGUACACCUGCCAGGCGGACAACGGCCUGGAGAAGAAGGGCGAGAGCUCUUUGAUACUGGACGUCCUCUACCCCCCGACGGUCACCAUCGAGGGCGACACUCUGAGGGAGGCCGAGGUCGAGGACACCGUCACGGGCCACUGCAACGUCACCGCCAACCCCCUGCCCUCGGUGAUCGAGUGGCUGAGAGAAGGUCGGCCCGACUUUCGCCAGUUAGGCUCCAUCCUCAGGCUGAGCCGCGUCACGGCUGACCACGCCGGCAACUACACUUGCCGCGCUGUCAACACUAUCCACCCCUCCGGCGGGGACAGGAGGAACUACUCUGCCACCGCCAGGUUGACUGUCAGGGUUAGGCACAAGCCUGGUCCGGCUAGAGUCACUCCGGACUCGCCGGUCGCAGUUGAGGGGUCGAGAGUCAUCCUCACUUGCAAGGCUAGCCCUGCCGGCUACCCCGAGCCUAGGUACAAAUGGUGGAAGGAGGGCGAGGCAGGGACCAUCUCCAUGGCUUCGGAUAAUACCGGACCCAGGUACGAAAUCGACUCCGUCCACCUGGGCAGCGAGGGGACCUACAAAUGCCACGCCACCAACGAGGUCGGCAACGGCGAGGCCGCCUCCGUCAACCUGACCGUUCACCAGCCGCCGAAGAUACUCACCAAGCUGCAGCCGCAUGUUACCAGAAAAGUGGGCGAGUCGUCGUUCCAAGUGUCCUGCGUGGCGCAAGGCAAGCCCCGUCCCAGCGUGCGCUGGCUGAAGGACGACCAAGAGCUGACAGCGGACGAGAGGCUGUACAAAGUAACGACGAGCGCCUUGGAGGGCCACGGGAACGUGAUCAACGUGAACUCGACCUUAAGCUUCCUAGGCCACGCUCGGCCGCAGACGGACGAGAUCGUCGCGAGCGACCGCGGCAAGUACACCUGCGUGUUCGUGAACGAGGUGAAGAAGGUGGAGUCGACGAUGAUGCUGAAAGUGGAGCACGAGCCGAUACCGCUCCACCAACACGGGAAAGUAGCCUACGACCUCGGGGACUCGGCGGAGGUGACCUGCAAAGUGCAAGCCUGGCCGAAGCCGGAAUUCCAAUGGAGCUUCGGGACGAACCCCGCGCCGCUGCAGGGCUCGUCGAGCGACGGUCCGUACGAGAUCUUCACCAGCAGCGACAACUACGACGUGUACAUGUCCGUGCUGAGGAUAGCGAACAUCCGCGAGUGGAAUUACGGGGAUUACAGCUGCCGCGCGGCGAACGCGCAGGGCAGCAUCACGUCGACGAUCCGGCUGCAGCCGAAAGGCGCGCCGGACAAGCCGAUCAACGUCACCGCGAUGGACGUUGGGCCCACCCACGUGGCGCUCCUCUGGGAGCUGGGCUUCGACGGCGGCCUGAACAUCACGAAAUACUUCGUCUACUACAAACGAGUGCCCGGCGGCGACGAGAUCAUCGUGCCGGACUGCCCGGGACCCAGGUCGCCGGCGGGACUGUGGGCGGAGGUGCAGUGCGUCUGGACGAAUCCCUGCAACGUCACGGAGCUGGAGCAGCAUCAGACUUACGCGUUCAGGGUGAAGGUCUACAACACGAAGAACCAUUCAGAUUACUCGGACGAGAUCACCGCUACUACCGCCGUCCCGAAGAUCCCCGCGCCGCUCGAGGUCAGCUACGACCCGGAGAGCGGCAGGCUGGUCAUCAGCGUGAAGGAGACCUGCUUGUCGCUGGUCGCGCUGAUCGAGAAACUGGACACGCCGACGUCCUCGCUGCAGGAGUCCCAGUGGAAGCUGCUCGACGAGUGGCAGCUGGAGGUGAUGGGCACCGCGUCCACGCAGAGGGAAGGCGACUUGAAGGACUACAAGUCUCUGGGCGACGACCCGAAGCUCAGGAUCCGGCUGUGCCUGAAAGCCGACAAGCAGAAGUGCGGGGAGUACGUGCAGGCUAAGAUUGGCCCGUCGCGCAUCGCGCAGGCGGGCGCGCUCGCCACGCCGACGCUGAUCGCGCUGGUGGUCAGCGGAGCCGUCUUCCUCCUGUUCGCGGCGCUCCUGCUGCUCUUUUGUCGGUGUCGCCGGAAACACGCCACGAAGGCCAAGGACUACGAGAUGGACUCCAACGCGGUACGGCCGAGCCUAGUCGCGGGGAAUGGCCAGCAGAGCCAGGCGCCGCCGCCCUAUUACGCGGAGAACAAAGCCCUGGAGCACAGCCUGGACCACGCGCUGGCCAUGGAGGAUUCCAAGACGCCCGCGUACUCGCAGCCCGGCUACGGCUACCAUCAACCGAACCACAAUAUCAACGGUGUGAACAUGGGCUACAUGGACAACAGCUACUCGAACUCGAAUAACGGUGGUUCGGUGAACUCGCAAGACUCCAUCUGGCAGAUGAAGUCGGCGGCCGCGAACGGAGUGGGCCAGCCGUACGACCUGGCCGGCUACGCAACCACCGAGUCGGAUUACCCGACCCAUCCUCAUUACCUCCCGCAGAGGGAGGAUUACCGGGAAAGCCAUAAUCUAAGUCGACAGCAGUUUUGCUCGGAACCAUUCGCCACCGUCGUAAAGUCUCAAAAACACGUCGAUUCGCCGUACGACGUGUCCGGUCUACCGUAUCAGGAGAACUACGACGAGGACGCGAAGCCGCCGCAGCAGGUCAGCCUGUCGUACGACGAGAGCCUGGAGUCGGGCUACUCGACCCCGAACAGCCGUGGACGCAGGAUCAUCCGCGAGAUAAUCGUCUGAGACCUGCCUACCGGCU
Nomia melanderi (Alkali bee) is the source of this 4572-nucleotide messenger RNA. RefSeq names its product hemicentin protein echinoid (gene ed). The record is from RefSeq and is a predicted model, not a curated record. Gene Ontology annotation, molecular function: cell adhesion molecule binding. Gene Ontology annotation, biological process: cell-cell adhesion. NCBI's taxonomy places the organism in Eukaryota, Metazoa, Arthropoda, Insecta, Hymenoptera, Halictidae. Gene Ontology annotation, cellular component: cell-cell junction; plasma membrane.